AGCAGAGUAAGGCCUUGGGUUUUCUUCCCCUCCUCCCCUCCUGGGGGCUAGGAGAAGGCAGGCAGCAGCUGGACUCCUUGCUACCCUCAGCCCGUGGAAGGAGGGGACGCCUUUGUCUGCUCUGGAUUUACAUUUGCCUGCACACACAAGUUGCACUGGCUUUAACUCUACUGGGAUGCAGCUAGAUGGGCCUGGAAGCAGUGAGGAAGUGUAAAUCGAUCUCCCCUUUCCAGGAGGGCACGGGCUCUGCAGACCCCCCUUGCCUGAAGCCUGCACGCUGUCGUGGAAUGCCUUGUCUUGGGAGAAGUCACUUUAAGUCCUGUUGUGUUUCAUGCACGUGUCUCCGUGUUCCCAGCUGUUGCAUGCAGGGACUUGCACCUCUUUCUGUGCUUCCCCCCUGCUCGGGGAGUUGACGUGUGCUGCUGGAAUAUGAGAGAGGACAUGGGAGUUGAGAAGGAAAUGUUUCUUUUCUAUGGAGAAGAGUCUGGAUGAAAGGAUUUCAGGAGACAGAAGAAUUGCAAAGAAUUUGAUUUGGGAGCAGACUUCAGGCUGAGGGCAGUGCUUGUUGUGAGCUGCAGAUAAAAUUCCAUGUUCACAUGAUUGCAUGAGGUUUAUAAGGAAGUGGCCUUAGCCUGAAAAAAAGGAGCUUUGAGACUGGUGGCUGCUUUGUAGGCCAGCGAGCAGUGCUGAGUAAGGGAGAGCCAAGGAAAGACAGCUGCAUGAAGACUGAGCUGCUGAAAGACAUCACCAACAACAAAGAGGAAGGGUUUAAUGCCAUGGCUGCAGAUGAAAGCGCUACAGAAAAGCAAGUGGGGGAACCAAAAAUGGCUGUAGAUGGUGAAACCAACGGUUCCUGUGAGCACAGCGAGGGUGGGGGCCACCCAAACCCAGCGAAAACCACUCAGGACAACACGAAAGUGAGCCAGCAGGACUCUACUACUAAAUUAAAUAGGAUAGCAGAAAAUGGCAUUUCAGAGCGGGACAGCGAGCCUGGGAAGCAAAACCACCUGAAAGCAAAUGACUUCACACAGACUUCUGUCACAGGGAGCAAUGGAUAUAUCCUCACCAAGCAGAUGGCACAGGAGCAGCCUCUAAGGACUACCAGCUUUGCUUCUCUCACUGGCCAUGCUGCAAAAACCCUGCCUGGAGGAGCAGGCAAAGGCAGGACUCUGGGGUCCUUUGCCCAGCUCCAAGCCACGAUGCCAAGCAAGCUCGGGGAGGGCAGUAAGGACACGGAUGCUAAAAGAGCCCCUGCUGCUAAUGCUGAAGUCAAGGUGCACCGGGCACGGAAGACAAUGCCUAAACCCACCCCCAGCCUGGAGUUUCUUCCUGAAUUGGGAUCGAAGCUGAAUCUGAAACAGCAUGUAAGUAAAGACCCCAAAGAUGGGAGAGACAGCAGAGAUCAGAAGGAAUCCAAGGAGAAGGAGUUUGAGAACAUGCUGGACUUUGUGAAGCCCUUGUCGUUGCCCUCUCUCCCGGGCCUUCACCAGUCACUACCUCAGAACCAGAGCUAUGUGGCCACCACCAAGUCACAGACAGCUGCUGCAGUAUCUCGGAAGAAAAAACGGAGAAUGGGAACCUAUAGCCUGGUUCCCAAGAAAAAGACCAAAGUGUUAAAACAGAGAACAAUGAUAGAGAUGUUUAAGAGCAUAACUCAUUCCUCUGUGGGUGCCAAGAGUGACAAGGACCUGGGGGAUGGCAGCCCCCACGUGAACGGGGAAAGCAUUGAUGUGGACUCUGAGGAGGAGGACUCCGAUGAGUUGGAAGAGGAGGAUGAUCAUGGAGCAGAUCAGGCAGCUGUGUUCCCUGUGGAUGACAACAGGACCUCCAAGGACAGCGCGUCCGACGCAGACAACGCCAGGAAGAUCGAUGAUGGCGAGUCUGAGGAAGAACAAGAGUCUGUGGAAUCUGGGGAGGAGGAGGAGGAUGGAGACGAGUCUGACUUGAGCUCAGAGUCCAGUGUCAAGAAGAAGCUGCUGAAGAGGAAAGGGAAGACAGACAGUCCAUGGCUGAAACCCACCCGCAAGAGGAGGCGGAGGAAUAAAAAGAAACAAGGCGGUGUGCUAGGUGCUGAAGCCUACAAAGCCUCACUGGGCAGCAGGGAGGUCCCUGGCCAGGAGAACAGCAUGGAGUACAUGGAGGUGUCCCUGGAUUCCCUGGAUCUCCGGGUGAAGGGAAUCCUGUCCUCACCAGCAGGAGGUCUGUCCAAUGGCCCUGAAGCAAUGGAGGUGGAUGGUCUGCAGGAAGUGCCCCUGUGCAGCUGUCGGAUGGAAACCCCCAAAAGCAGAGAGAUCACCACCUUAGCCAACAACCAGUGCAUGGCCACAGAGAGCGUGGAUAACGAGCUGGGCCGAUGCACAAACAGUGUGGUUAAGUAUGAACUGAUGCGCCCGUCUAACAAAGUCCAGCUUUUGGUGCUGUGUGAGGACCAUAGAGGGAGGAUGGUGAAACACCAGUGUUGCCCUGGCUGUGGAUACUUUUGCACUGCAGGCACUUUCAUGGAGUGUCAGCCCGAGAGCAGCAUCUCCCACCGCUUCCACAAGAGCUGUGCCUCGCAGGUGAACGACACCAGCUACUGCCCUCACUGCGGGGAGGAGGCCUCCAAGGCCAAGGAGGUGACAAUAGCCAAGGCUGACACCACCUCCACGGUGUCCCUGAGCUACGAGAAACCGGCGGCCGUGGAGGGCAGGGCCGACACCACCACGGGGAGUGGCACUGGGACGAGGUUGUCAGAGGAAGACAAGCCAGAAAGUUCAGCUGCUGAAGGGUUUGACAUCGCUGGGUCUUCAGUUUUUCCAAAGCCUUCUACUAGCUUGACCCAGGGACCAGUGAAAGAAACUCUGGAAAGUGCCCUGAUUGCCCUGGACUCUGAAAAGCCCAAGAAGCUGCGGUUCCACCCGAAGCAGUUGUACUUCUCUGCCAGGCAAGGGGAGCUGCAGAAGGUGCUGCUGAUGUUGGUGGAUGGAAUUGACCCUAAUUUUAAAAUGGAGCAUCAGAGUAAGAGAACCCCUCUCCAUGCUGCUGCUGAGUCUGGCCACGUGGACAUCUGCCAUAUGCUCAUUCAGGCUGGUGCUAACAUUGACACCUGCUCCGAGGACCAGAGGACCCCGCUGAUGGAAGCAGCAGAAAACAACCACCUGGAAACUGUGAAAUACCUGAUCAAGGCUGGAGCACUAGUAGACCCCAAGGAUGCUGAAGGCUCCACGUGUCUGCACCUGGCAGCCAAGAAGGGGCACUAUGAUGUGGUGCAGUACCUGCUCUCCAACGGGAAGAUGGAUGUCAACUGCCAGGACGACGGGGGCUGGACGCCGAUGAUCUGGGCCACGGAGUACAAGCACAUCGAGCUGGUGAAGCUGCUGCUGGCCAAGGGCUCGGACAUCAACAUCCGUGACAACGAAGAAAACAUUUGUUUGCACUGGGCUGCUUUUUCUGGCUGUGUUGACAUAGCUGAGAUCCUGCUGGCAGCCAAGUGUGACCUGCACGCCGUGAACAUCCACGGGGACUCGCCGCUGCACAUCGCGGCGCGGGAGAACCGCUACGAGUGUGUGGUUCUCUUUCUUUCCCGUGGCUCGGAUGUCACUUUAAAGAACAAGGAGGGUGAGACCCCGCUCCAGUGCUCCAGCCUUAACUCUCAGGUCUGGGUGGCCCUACAGAUGAACAAGACUCUCAAAGAAUCAUCUUCUGAGAAGCCUGCCCAGAUAGACAAGGUGGUGAGCAGAGACAUUGCCCGGGGUUACGAGAGGAUCCCCAUUCCCUGUGUCAAUUCCGUGGACAGUGAGCCCUGUCCCAGCAAUUACAAAUACGUGUCACAGAACUGUGUCACCUCCCCGAUGGACAUCGACAGAAACAUCACUCAUUUACAGUAUUGUGUCUGUAUAGACGACUGCUCCUCCAGUAACUGCAUGUGUGGCCAGCUCAGCAUGCGCUGCUGGUACGACAAGGAUGGCAGACUCCUGCCUGAGUUCAACAUGGCUGAGCCCCCCCUGAUCUUCGAGUGCAACCACGCGUGCUCGUGCUGGAGAACCUGCAGGAACCGGGUGGUGCAGAACGGCCUCAGGACUCGGUUGCAGCUUUACAGGACACAAAAGAUGGGCUGGGGAGUGCGAACGAUGCAGGACAUUCCUCUGGGAACCUUCGUGUGCGAGUACGUGGGGGAGCUGAUCUCCGACUCCGAGGCCGAUGUCCGUGAGGAGGACUCCUACCUCUUCGACCUGGACAACAAGGAUGGAGAGGUUUACUGCAUCGAUGCCCGUUUCUAUGGCAACAUCAGCCGCUUCAUCAACCACCUGUGCGAGCCCAACCUGAUCCCGGUGCGGGUGUUCAUGUCCCACCAGGACCUGCGCUUCCCCAGGAUCGCCUUCUUCAGCACCAGGCACAUAGAGGCUGGGGAGGAGAUCGGCUUCGACUACGGGGACAGGUUCUGGGACAUCAAAGGCAAGUUCUUCAGCUGCCAGUGCGGUUCACCCAAGUGCAAACACUCGAGCUCGGCGCUGGCGCAGCGGCAGGCGAGCCCCUCGGCGCAGGGCGCGCAGGAGAACGGGCUCCCCGACACCAGCUCCACCUCCAGCGCCCCCGGCCCCUUCUGACACGGCCACAGAGAGACAGAGAGAGACGGCGACACAGAGCUACGCAGAAAACGAGAAAAAAAAAAAAAAUAGAAAAGGAA
Ficedula albicollis (Collared flycatcher) is the source of this 4666-nucleotide messenger RNA. It is a transcript of the gene EHMT1, whose product is annotated as euchromatic histone-lysine N-methyltransferase 1. Gene Ontology annotation, cellular component: nucleus. Gene Ontology annotation, molecular function: histone H3K9 methyltransferase activity; p53 binding; zinc ion binding. The record is from RefSeq and is a predicted model, not a curated record. The transcript has 29 exons. The coding region runs from base 720 to 4586 and encodes 1288 amino acids. Lineage: Eukaryota; Metazoa; Chordata; Aves; Passeriformes; Muscicapidae.